UUUUGUAGAAUUGAUUUGACUCGAGAAACGCAAAUAAAAUGUAUCUGAAUCUGUCAUAUCCUAACAACCUAGAGAAACUAUCAUACUUCCGCCAUACCCAUAAAAAUCUUAGAUAUCUUGUAAGCAUCAAUCCUUUGGGCACGUCCACACAUCUUAGCGUGGUAGCGUCUAAGGUUAUCCUCGUUUAGCGCCAUCAACCUCCCAACUUCCAUAUACACUCAUUUUGACACAACAUUUCGUUUUCCGCGCCUGGAUGUCCAGGACGAGGAGGAUUUUUUUGGAUUGUUUUUAUAUUUUGUAGGUGAGUAAAAUUGUGAAGUGUAUGGGUGAUUUAUUCUCAAUAUAGUCGCGCAUCUCACCCCACGUCAAAACCUCACUCCAGCCAGCCUUCAAUUGCGCAUUUCCAAGUCUGACCGAACACAGUCAUAUAGAUAAUCAUUAUGGCAUAUUCGAAUAGCACUAGUGAUCGAAUGGACGAGCUACGAUUUCGCAGCCAGCAGACUUCGAGGAAUGAUGCAUCUAUGCUCGGCCUUGUUUCUCCUCCGCGAAAUGGCAACCGAAUGGCACAAUCAUUUCAACAGCAAGAGAGCCGUGGAGGAUUGACGAGAAGAUUCACUACUGAUUCAGGGAGAGUGCCAACAAUCGCUUCUAUUACCCACCAGCGCAGCACGCAAGAAACUCAAGAAUACGGUCCCUCAGUAAGCCAAUCGAAUUUGCCUAUUCGAUCACAAUAGCUAUUAUCCUACAAUAGUUCUAUUCUAGUUUUCGAGCCAUUAUAAAAUUCCAUUUCACGCUGUAGCAUUUACUGACUUCUUUCGCAAUAGACCUACCAUAAAGUACAGCUGGUAAGCGAUUGUUCUUCUUGAAUUACCACGCCUUUCUACUGCCAGCCUCCUCUUCUUCUAGGAAAAAGCAAAAUUGCAUAUUCUCUUCAGUGCAAAGCGCUUCUUAAUAUCUCCCAAUUUUCAGCCAGCAUAUCAAGAACUGACACUGCUAUCAGUUAGAGAAAAAGAAACUCGAAUACGAGCGACUCCGUGAACAAAAAAGACGCUUCGAGGCGGAGAUGCAAUUGUUGGACUUACAACAACGAAGAGAAGAACAAGAGUUACAGCAGAUGCAAGAAGACCUUGGUAGAUCGAGUAACAAUAAUAACAACGCCGGGCAUCAAUCAGAACCAACAACACCACCAGAAUAUAGGGAAUCUUCAUCAGGGUUUCCUUCAGCAUUUUCUCGUCCCAACAGAUAUUCAACAUCUAGUAUUACCUCUCCUCCAGGUCUUUACAAUCGCCCUGGGAGAUCUGGCUCUCAACUCACAUCGCCGAAAUCUGGAAUCAUGCAAUCUAGACUCGUGAUUGAUGAUAAGCUACCUUCGAAGUCCGUGCCAGGUUCGCGCCGCAAUUCAGAUGAAGAUGAGAAGGAGGAAGCAGUAAGACAAGAUCCGACCAGCCAUCGUUCUACCAAUGCGUACGUAUUGAAAUUUACUUACACUCUGAAAUGAACAUCUAUUUUCUGCACGUUGCCAUCAAAAGUUCUUGGGGGCUAGUUUUAUAUCCACCACAAGCUUCUGCCUGGAAGACAAUAAGAAGACCCCGUACAAUCUUUUCCAUGUUCAUUCACUGGACAAGUACAUGUUAUUUGGGUUGUGGCUUGCUUUUUCAUCUCUGGGUAUGCCCGUGGCUAGCUUCUGCCUCGACAUAACAUUCCUUCGAGUUUACGCCUGGCUACUGCUCAAAGUAGAGCAGCACUUGCACUUUAGCUUUGAAUUCAUCCCACAUGUGGAGCGAAGCUGCUUGGGCUCGAGACACGGCAACAUUCAGAUAUUUCGAAGUUUUUCUUCUUGAGAAAGUUCUUAAAAGACAACGUUUAUACCUUUAAUCUUUCUGAUGAUUCUUUAUGUUCUUUACAACGCAAAGGUGAAAAUGGUUUGAAUCGAAAGAGACUGUGGGUAUAUCCAAAUUGUCUCGCUUCCUUCCGCUUUGACCUCAAUAUACCUUCCAAAUCCCCUCACCACCUUCAAUAUCUGCCGAUAUAUUCACUCUAUUGGAUUGGACAGGAAUGGUUCGAUUGAUUUAACUGCAUAUUUGCUAUUGUCUUUUACCUCAACAAUACGCUCGGCCACUAAUGCCGCCGUCCUACCGACCUUUUUUCUGCCUCAACUAUUCUUCAACGCUCCAUCUUCAACCUUGAAGCUUUACAACCUUUCAAUUUCUAAUCCUUAAAAACUCCCUUAUUGCUUGCUGGACAAGGCUUCACUCCAGAGGAAACCCAAAUCGAUAUCAUUUCUUUUCAAUAUCCUCAACAUACUCCCCAUUUCCUUAUUUCUCUGUGUUUGAUCGCAACCAACCUUCCCUUUCUGCCCUUUCGACUUCGACCCACAAGACUCGAAUCAAGCAUACUCUUGCUAAUACACCCCAAGUCUAAACAGAUAUUCUAUGCCAGUUACUAAAUCUCGCAACGGUAUGCACGACAUGUUGUCCCUUGACCAAACCAACACCACUCGUUUUCUCUUCGGCGAAGAUGAAAAUGCGGCACCCGGAAGCGUUGAUAAGUAUUUGAAUAUGAAUGCUACUGAUGACAAAUUUCCAAUUCUUGUUCGUCGUGACGAGUAUCCCGGUUUGGUAAGUAAAAAAAAAAACAAUAAAAAAAUAUUCACUGGUCUAUGCUGACCGCUCUAUGCAGCUUUCCGCUUCUUCUGCAGCUCUUGACUUAGCUUUAUCUCAGUCACCUGCACCAGAAUCCAACGCAAAUAGUUGGAAUUCGUUUGCCCGUCAUCGACCAAAUCAACAAAGCCUUCCAAUGAAUAGCCUUCAGCCGUCUCAACAAGUCGCAACAUCUGUGACUCAGUCUAGCUCCGCGGAGUCUCCGAUUAGUGUCCGCCCAUCGUACCGUCAUUCCUUGGAUUUGAAGUUCUUUGAAGGCCCGCAGGAAGGCAGUGCCCAGGUAGCCUCUCCACCAAAGCAUAUCCAAGCCACACCGCCUAAGCUUCAAUCAUCCUAUUCUGCCAACGACGUUCCGACAGUUCGUACAGGUACGAACGGCAUGCAAAGCAACAAUAAUACUCCUAACUCACACGCUCAACAACACUUGCACAAUCAUAAUGCCAGCUUGGGCCGCAUUCCACCAAACGCUAUGAACAGACUUAGCCGUGAGAUGACUUCUGGGGACAAUGGUAGUCUGCGUGAGGCUCAGAAUGGUGGCUAUCAGUCGAUCCAGUCUGCCUUGCAAGCCAGUGCUGCGCCAUUCGGUCCAGCUUUGACACAAGGUAUGACACAAGGUAUGUCGCAAGCUCAAAUGUCGCCAUCUGUAACCUCUCCUACUGGCCAACAAAAUUACUCUGCACAAGUUCCUGGCUUCUACAAUAAUUAUGGCAUGCACAUGAUGAGUUUGGGAAUGCAGAACAUGCAACUUAGCCCACCAAUGUAUCCUCCUCCAAACUCUUACAACAAUUACAACAAUUCCAUGUAUCAACACAAUGGUGGGCAAAGAGAUAGUCAGGCACGAGUCAUUCAACAACGCCGCCAAAAUGAUGGCGAAGGUAAGCUACGGGGUAUCCUGAAAUCGAAGCAAGCUAACAUACCUUACAGCAAUGAAUCGUUUUGCAAACCUAGCUCUGGAGCAGCUUGGUGGCGAGAUCUACGCACUUUGCAAGGAUCAACAUGGUUGCCGCUACUUGCAGAAAAAGUUAGAAGACCGCAAUCCGGAGCAAGUUCACAUGAUCUGGCUCGAGACAAAUCAACAUGUCAUUGAACUCAUGACCGACCCUUUCGGCAACUAUCUUUGUCAAAAGUUGCUUGAGUACUGCAACGAUGAAGAGCGCACUGUCCUGAUUGAAAAUGCCUCUCAUGAUCUGGUCCGUAUUGCCUUAAACCAGCAUGGAACACGCGCCCUUCAGAAAAUGAUCGAGUUUAUCUCCACACCAGGACAGAUUCAGACCAUCAUUGGCGCCUUGCGAUUCCGUGUCGUCGAACUCAUUCAGGACUUAAAUGGUAACCAUGUUAUUCAGAAGUGUCUCAACAAACUCUCUCCGACAGAUGCUCAAUUCAUUUUUGAUGCUGUUGGACAACACUGCGUUGAUGUGGGAACUCACAGACAUGGCUGUUGCGUCCUUCAACGAUGCAUUGAUCAUGCUUCUGGUGAUCAAAAGGCUUGGUUGAUCAGACAGAUUUCGAACAAUGCCUAUGUAUUAGUUCAGGAUCCUUUUGGUAAUUAUGUGGUGCAAUACAUUCUCGAUCUCAACGAACCAAUCUUCACUGAGCCUUUGGUUGCUAUGUUCGGAGGACGAGUCGCUCAAUUGUCGAAGCAGAAGUUUAGCUCAAACGUCAUUGAGAAGUGUCUUCGAUGUGCUCAGGAACCUUCGAAAGACAUGUUGAUUGAGGAAAUGCUUCAACCAAAUCAGCUUGACAGUCUAUUGCGGGAUUCAUUCGCCAACUACGUCAUCCAGACUGCCUUGGACUACGCCAAUCCGAACAUGAAGACGCGUCUCAUUGAGGCUAUCCGACCCCACCUACCAGCUAUCCGCACCACACCUUAUGGUCGCCGUAUCCAAGCUAAAAUCCAGGGUAAUGAAAACCGAGGCAAUACUUCUACUGGACCCACCACUCCUAAUGAUAACGAAACUGGUCAGCUUGCUAAUCGUCACCAGCGUGGCAUGUCCAGCGCAUCAACCGGUACUUUUGUUAGCUCCCCAGGAGGAUUCCCAAAUGGCAUCGGACCUACGCCCAUCACCAAUGGGCUGCCAAUUCCCGCAAUCCGAUCUUCAGCUCAGCAAGGAUCUGGCUUUCCACCAAAUGAUCGCCUUGCUUCGCCUGCCGUUGCUCAUCCAUACAAUUAUGGUAGAGCUGGUGGGCAGCCUGGCGCACAACCUGGAGCAGGUAGUGACUGGUUUUAAUCCGAACCUUUUAAUCUCAGAUUUGGUUGAAUUUCGGCACGACGAUACGAUUUCAACGCUUGUAACGGUACGAGGAACGAUAUUCAUUUUCGAAUCAGUUGAUGUGACAGUUUCGUUUAGCAUUUAUUCAUAAUGGGAUCUUUUUCAGGAUUUCUAGCGUUGAAUAUAAGCUAUCUGGGCAGUUCAUCUUCUAUGGUUGUAUUCACAAACGAUUUUUAUGGCCCUUUGUUGUUACAUUAGCAUCAUUCUAGAGGUAUUGCAUUCCUGCAUGCCUGUUUCUUUUCAAUUUCAGUUGGCGAUAACAUGCAUCAUGGAAACGAACUUUCCUGCGGGUCUUCAGCCUUUUUGUACCAUAGCAGCUCGAUCAGAAAAAAAAGAUCUUAGCACGAUUCAAUAUGAUACCUUCUAUCUCUAGCGCAGGGUACAAUAUGAGCGACUGCGCAGCUCGCCUUUACCUGCAUUGGCCAUGACAAUAGACUCGAUUUUCCUUGUUCUUUAAUUUCUUUGCGGUGGACUUUUGGGGCUCGUUACUCUUUGGCAUGUCAAAUGGUUUUUUCACUCGAUAGUCAUGAGCAGACAUCCUGUGCCUACACCUUCUGCAAUCUCUUGCCUGCAUCGUUUCACCGAUAGGAAGAAAGCCUCUUCUUGUAACUUCCGAGGCUGCAUUUUCUUUAGCUAGCUUGACGUAUGCUAUGCAUCGUCUGUUUCCAUUUAGGCACAAAUCUGCUUCAUCGCAUUUUCUGGUGGGUAAAUGGUUCAUCGUCAGCUUCCAAAGAUAUUCUGACAUUAUUAUUUCUUUCCUACUUUUGUAGUCAUGGGCUCUAACUCCAAAGCAGCAAACUGUAACUAGAAAAGCAAUGAGAAAUGAAAAUCCCUGAAAUAAACCC
This is a messenger RNA of Sclerotinia trifoliorum, 5775 nucleotides long. NCBI's taxonomy places the organism in Eukaryota, Fungi, Ascomycota, Leotiomycetes, Helotiales, Sclerotiniaceae. The record is from the annotation of a GenBank genome assembly.